Carlito syrichta (Philippine tarsier) is the source of this 5092-nucleotide messenger RNA. It is a transcript of the gene EPS15, whose product is annotated as epidermal growth factor receptor pathway substrate 15. Lineage: Eukaryota; Metazoa; Chordata; Mammalia; Primates; Tarsiidae. Gene Ontology annotation, biological process: endocytosis; endosomal transport. The record is from RefSeq and is a predicted model, not a curated record. Bases 12 to 2801 code for a protein of 929 amino acids. The transcript is spliced from 25 exons. Gene Ontology annotation, cellular component: cytoplasm; plasma membrane; clathrin coat of coated pit. Gene Ontology annotation, molecular function: cadherin binding; calcium ion binding.
AUCCAACCGUGAUGUCCAGGAUGUUAUCAAGUGGGAAUCCUGUAUAUGAAAAAUAUUAUAGACAGGUCGAUGCAGGCAGUACUGGAAGGGUUUUGGCUUCUGAUGCUGCUACUUUCCUGAAAAAAUCAGGGCUUCCAGAUUUGAUACUUGGAAAGAUUUGGGAUUUAGCUGACACGGAUUGCAAAGGCAUCCUCAACAAACAAGAAUUCUUUGUUGCUUUGCGUCUUGUGGCAUGUGCCCAGAACGGAUUGGAGGUUUCACUGAGUAGCUUGAACCUGGCUGUUCCUCCACCAAGAUUUCAUGAUACUAGUAGUCCUUUGCUAAUCAGUGGAACCUCUGCAACUGAGCUCCCAUGGGCUGUAAAAUCUGAAGAUAAGACCAAAUAUGAUGCAAUUUUUGAUAGUUUAAAUCCAGUAGAUGGAUUUCUGUCUGGUGAUAAAGUGAAACCAGUGUUGCUCAAUUCUAAGUUGCCUGUGGAUAUCCUUGGAAGAGUUUGGGAGUUGAGUGAUAUUGACCAUGAUGGAAUGCUUGACAGAGAUGAGUUUGCAGUUGCCAUGUUUUUGGUAUACUGUGCACUAGAGAAAGAACCUGUGCCAAUGUCCUUGCCUCCAGCCUUGGUGCCACCUUCUAAGAGAAAAACGGUCAGUAUAUCAGGAUCUGUGCGGUUGAUCCCCUCUUCAGCAUCAGCCAAGGAAUCUUACCACUCCUUACCACCUGUAGGCAUUUUACCUACCAAAGCACCAUUAAGACAGUGGGUUGUAUGCUCUGCAGAAAAAGCUAAAUAUGAUGAAAUCUUCCUGAAAACUGAUAAAGAUAUGGAUGGAUUUGUGUCUGGAUUGGAGGUCCGUGAAAUCUUCCUAAAAACAGGUUUACCUUCUACCUUACUAGCCCAUAUUUGGGCCUUAUGUGAUACAAAGGACUGUGGAAAACUUUCAAAGGAUCAGUUUGCCUUGGCUUUUCACUUAAUCAAUCAAAAGUUGAUAAAAGGCAUUGAUCCUCCUCACAUUCUUACUCCUGAUAUGAUUCCACCAUCAGACAGGGCCAGUUUACAAAAGAACAUCAUAGGAUCAAGUCCUGUUGCAGAUUUCUCUGCUAUUAAGGAGCUAGAUACCCUUAACAAUGAAAUAGUUGACCUAAAGAGGGAAAAGAAUAAUGUGGAACAGGACCUUAAGGAGAAAGAAGAUACUAUUAAACAGAGGACAAACGAGGUUCAGGAUCUUCAAGAUGAAGUUCAAAGGGAAAGUACUAAUCUGCAAAAACUGCAGGCCCAGAAACAGCAAGUACAGGAACUCCUUGAUGAAUUGGAUGAGCAGAAAGCCCAACUGGAGGAGCAGCUCAAGGAAGUCAGAAAGAAAUGCGCUGAGGAGGCCCAGCUGAUAUCUUCUCUGAAAGCUGAAUUAACUAGUCAAGAAUCACAGAUCUCUACUUAUGAAGAAGAACUGGCCAAAGCUAGAGAAGAGCUGAACCGCCUACAGCAAGAAACAGCAGAACUGGAGGAGAGUGUGGAGUCAGGGAAGGCUCAGCUGGAACCUCUUCAGCAGCACCUGCAAGAGUCACAGCAGGAAAUCAGUUCAAUGCAAAUGAAACUGAUGGAAAUGAAAGAUCUGGAAAAUCAAAACAAUCAAUUAAAUUGGCGCAGUAGCCCACACAACAUUCUUGUAAAUGGCGCUACAGAUUAUUGCAGCCUCAGCACCAGCAGCAGUGAAACAGCCAACCUUAAUGAACAUGCUGAAGGCCAGAGCAACCUAGAGUCCGAGCCCAUACAUCAGGAAUCUCCAGCAAGAAGUAGUCCUGAAAUACCACUUUCUAGUGUAACUGAUGAAAAUGAAGUGAUGACUGCAGCUGUUAAUGAAAAAGUUUGUCCUGAAUUUGACAAUGACAGACAUUCAAAAGAGGAAGAUCCAUUUAAUGUAGAUUCAAGUUCACUGACAGAUCCAGUUGCAGAUACAAACUUGGAUUUUUUCCAAUCUGAUCCUUUUGUUGGCAGUGAUCCCUUCAAGGAUGAUCCUUUUGGAAAAAUUGAUCCGUUUGGUGGUGAUCCUUUCAAAGGUUCAGAUCCAUUUGCAUCGGACUGUUUCUUUAGUCAAUCUACUGAUCCUUUUGCUACUUCAAGCACUGAUCCUUUCAGUGCAGCCAGCAAUUGCAGUACUACAUCGGUAGAAACAUUGAAGCACAAUGAUCCUUUUGCUCCUGGUGGAACAGUUGUUGUUGCAGCAAGUGAUUCAGCCACAGACCCCUUUGCUUCUGUUUUCGGAAAUGAAUCAUUUGGAGAUGGAUUUGCUGACUUCAGCACAUUGUCAAAGGUCAGCAAUGAGGAUCCUUUUAGUUCAACUACAUCGAGCUCUGUCAGCAGUGUGGUCACUACAAAAAUUGCGUUUGAGGACUCAUCAGUAAAAAGUGAAGAUGUACCCCCAGCACUGCCACCAAAGAUUGGAACUCCAACAAGACCCUGCCCACCACCACCUGGGAAAAGACCCAUCAACAAAUUGGAUUCUUCUGAUCCCUUUAAACUGAAUGAUCCAUUUCAGCCUUUCCCAGGCAAAGAUAGCCCCAAAGAGAAAGAUCCUGAUAUGUUUUGUGAUCCAUUUACUACUUCUACUACUACCACUACCAAUAAAGAGGCUGACCCAAGCAAUUUUGCUAACUUCAGUGCUUAUCCCUCUGAAGAAGAUAUGAUUGAGUGGGCCAAGAGGGAAAGUGAGAGAGAGGAAGAGCAGAGGCUUGCCCGGCUGAAUCAGCAAGAGCAAGAAGAUUUAGAACUGGCCAUUGCACUCAGCAAGUCUGAGAUCUCAGAAGCAUGAGGAAUUCUCUUGUCCUCUUUCAACAAUACAGUACUCUUCUUUCUGAAUAAUGAAGCUAUUUACGGUGUGUAUCAAAACUACCUGUGAGCAUGGGAAUACAAAAAGUUUGAGAUUCCUGUAAAUGUGACAAAAUUCUAGGUGUGUGUGCUUUUUUUUUUUUUAAACUUCAUUUCAGAUUUGUCAUUUUUUUUUCUUGUAAAAGCUAUAACCCAGUCAGACAACAUCGCCUAGGGCCCUCUUCUGGUGUAUAUUUACUGUGAGCUUUUGCCUGCCUAUGCUACUUUUACUUAUAAAGCUAAAGCACCCAAGAAACUUCUGCCUUCUGGAAUAUAGAGAAAUAGUUUCACCCUGUGCUACUCUUGUUCUGUAGUUAUUCUGAUGAUAGCCAGUGGACUUCUUAAAGUUUGCGGUGUUCCUCUCUGAUUGCUUGAGGAAGGGUAAGGGAAAGAAAAUCCUAUUUAUUUUAUGAUUGGUGCAAAUUGGCUAGUUGAAAGAACAUUUUCAUAUUUCCUUAAAGUAAAAGUACUGUUUAAUUUGGUUUUUAGAGACAAGGAAAAAUAUUUUGCACAGUUUGACUCCGCUAUUGAAAAAGCGAUGCUUUGUUGAACCAUUAUAGCUUCAGAUUUGCUCCUGUCCUAAAUAAAAAUGCUAAAGCUUCAUGUGUGAAAUAAAUUUUUUAAAAAAUUACUCUGGAUUUAAAGAAUUUUAGAUCAACAGAUACCUCUCCAUAUGUUUACUAAUUAUAAAAUCAGUUCAUUUUAAGUGCUAGAUAAUGGAGAAAAUUUAUUACCUAAAAUAAACCCACCAGUAUAAGGUAAGCAAAAAUCUUAACACGGUAGCUGUUCUGCCUUUGCUGCGGCCCUGUCCUUUCUGGUUCUUCAUAGCUUUAUUUUUAUACUUUUGCAGAAGAAAUUUUAGUAAGCUAGAACUGGAAGGUACUUUAAUUUUUCAUAUUUUUUUGUUUUCUUUAAUGAAGACUCAGUUACUUGAAAUGUAAAAACCUUACUGAAUUCAAAUGAGAAAAAUAACAUGUAUUAUGUGUUGCUUUUUGUCCAUCUUUGUGGUUUAAAUUAGUUUAUUUACUACAUGUUUUUCACCUAUAAAAUUGGCAAGAUAGCAAAGAAAAUUCUUGCUUUCUUAACUGGAAGAGAAGAGACUUGCUAAAUUAUCAGAACUCUUCAUGUGUUAAAACACCAUCUCCUAUAAAACUGACCUAGCAGACAAGCUGAAUUUGAAAUAGAUUACGAAGCAGGCUGUAACUUCUAGAGUAAUCUUAAUUUUUUUUAACACAAGUUAGAUGACGUAUUGAAUACCAAGAUAAAGAAAAAUGCACCUAAAAACUAAUUAGAGUUCUCUGGAUUACCAAGUCAAGGUAGUAUUGAUCUAUAUGUAUCAGAGUAACUUAUUGCCUCGCCUAUAAUUAAAUUCCAAAAUAUACAAUUCAUUUCAUCUUGAAAUGGUGCUUUUUUUUUUUCCUUUGUACACAAUUGGACUGCUCCAAUUUAAAAUAAACCACUUUCUUGCACUGCUAACUUUUUCUAUCUUUGUAAAUAGAAACAUUUCAGCAUAAAAGUCAUACAUAAGAAGCAAGGGCUGAAUCAUUAUAAGGCUUUAAUUUUUAUAAACUAAUCAAUUGACCUAAGGAUUGACUACAAAAGUUUAUUGAGAAGGUAGUGUUGAGAGUUGUGAUAGAUGGUUUUUUCUUUUUUUUCUUCCCCCAUUACUCUUUAGAAAAAAGGUAAGUUGACUUUGAACAACUUUCUUUUGCACUGGGAAAAUGAACACAAUGUUUGAAAUGCUUUUGAAAUAUUUUUUUUAAUUAAAACACUCUGGAAAAUAUUAAAUAUCUGUAACUUAUAAACACCAAUUUUUGAUGUAAUAAGUGUAUCCUAAUCUUAUGUAUGUUUAACUGGAGUAUAUAGAUUCUUAUCUUUUGUUAAAAUAUGUAUACUCAGUGGACCAAUAUAAUAUUAAAGUAUGUACAUAUUAUAUAAAUAUAUAUCUAUAUCUUCAUGCUCACUUGUGUAGGAUGAAUGUCUUAGAGUAUUUUGUGAUAUUUUAUGUUGUUGACUGUGGCUCCAGGGCCUGUGCUUGAAAAGGACAUAGAGGUAUUGCUGAGAGCUCAGUGGCACUACUUAAAACGUUUUAACCAUCUUCUACAUACUGGUUCAGAUUUAUUUAAGCUCUCAUUAUAGAAUUUUCUCUUGCAUUUCAAACUUCUAAAUUGUAGCCUGUAAUUAUAAGAACAAUAAACUUUAAGUAAUAAUAAAGCAUACUAUCCAUAUAUCCAA